AUGGAGCGUACUAGCUCACCUGCCCCGAACUCUCAUGAAUCCAUCAGCAGCGGGAGCGAUCGUCUGACUGCAAUCGCAACAAGUCAAGAUCGUCGUGGAUCCCAGCACGAAGCCAUUCUCGCAGACACACUAAGCCGUCGUCCUACCAACCUCAACGAGGUCGAACUAGAACGUAUCGAAACCUAUCGUCUCCAACACCGCUCGACCGUCGGUUCAGGAGUUCCUGUACCCCGCGAAGAAUGGCUACCUAUGGGUGCUGGGAAACCAUAUCCACCAGUUUUGCCGGACCCCGAACAAUUUGUGGUGGAAUUCACCGAUGCCAAUGAUCUUCUCCAUCCGCAGAACUGGUCCUUGCGCCAGAAGAUCAUCAUAUCUGUGGUUCUGUCCUACUCCACAUUUGUAUCCUCCUUCGCUAGUGCCAUCUACUCCUCUGCCGUCGUCGAAAUCAGUCCUCAAUUCCACAUUAGUAGCGAGGUCGCCAUCCUCGGUGUGACUCUCUAUGUCCUGGGUUUUGCUUCGGGGCCGACCCUGUGGGCACCGGCAAGUGAGUUGAUUGGGAGAAGAUGGCCAAUCAUUGUGGGCGUAUUUGGUUUCGCUAUCUUCACGGUUGGAACUGCAACUUGCAAGGAUGUCCAAACUCUCAUGUUGACUCGCUUCUUCGCGGGAUUCUUCGCUGCAAGCCCAAUUGCCAUCGUUCCUGCCGUUUUCGCAGAUAUCUACAGCAAUCAGACUCGUGGUGUGGCAAUCGCGAUGUUUGCCAUGGCCGUGUUUGUUGGGCCCUUCGCCUCGCCCUUUACUGGUGGCUUUAUCACAAUGUCCUAUUUGGGUUGGAGAUGGACGAUGUACAUCUCUUGCAUCAUGGGCUUUUUGUCCACAGUACUAUGCCUGCUGUUCCUUAAAGAGACUUAUGCACCCGCCAUCCUUGUGGAAAAAGCUAUCAAGUUGCGCAGACAGACACACAACUGGGGCAUCCGGGCAAGGCAGGAGGAGGUCGAGCUGGAUUGGGAGGAGUUGAUCACGAUCAACUUCAGUCGGCCGUUUCGAAUGCUCUUCACAGAGCCAAUUGUGUUUUUGAUAUCUCUUUGGAUGAGCUUUGUCUACGGAUUAAUUUAUGCACUUCUCAGUGCAUACCCUGUCGUGUUUCAAGGACUCCACGGCAUGAAUCUCGGAGUUGGAAGUUUACCCUUCAUCGGGUUGAUUGUUGGGGAGUUCCUAGGUGGUGCUUAUACUCUGCUGGAUCAAAAGUCGUACGCGAAAAAGCUAGCGGCCAACAACAAUAUCCCUAUUCCCGAGUGGCGACUCCCACCAUCUAUACUCGGUGGUAUUUGCUUCACUAUUGGGCUGUUCUGGUUCGGCUGGACAGGAUGGACAAAAUCCAUCCACUGGAUGGCACCAACUGCGAGUGGAGUUGUCACCGGCUUCGGGAUCUACGUGAUCUUCCUGCAGUGUUUCAACUACUUGAUUGAUUCAUACCUCACCUUUGCGGCAUCUGUGUUUGCUGCCAACACGAUCAUUCGAUCCGCGGUCGGAGCAGCAUUCCCGCUGUUCUCGAAACAAAUGUUCAACAAUCUAGGAGUUCAAUGGGCUGGUACACUCCUUGGGUGCCUGGCGCUGAUCAUGGUUCCUAUCCCUCUCGUCUUUAUAAAGAUCGGUCCGAUUCUGAGAAAGAAGUCCAAAUUUGCCCCAACUUUCGGGCCUCGUGAAAGUACCCGUGCGGAAAAGGAGCCGCGUGCAUCGGUCUAG
This is a messenger RNA of Penicillium daleae, 1743 nucleotides long. RefSeq names its product MFS transporter. The record is from RefSeq and is a predicted model, not a curated record. Gene Ontology annotation, molecular function: transmembrane transporter activity. Gene Ontology annotation, biological process: transmembrane transport. The coding region runs from base 1 to 1743 and encodes 580 amino acids. Lineage: Eukaryota; Fungi; Ascomycota; Eurotiomycetes; Eurotiales; Aspergillaceae. The transcript is spliced from 3 exons.